Messenger RNA from Penicillium mononematosum, 213 nucleotides. RefSeq lists its product as uncharacterized. NCBI's taxonomy places the organism in Eukaryota, Fungi, Ascomycota, Eurotiomycetes, Eurotiales, Aspergillaceae. The transcript is spliced from 2 exons. Bases 1 to 213 code for a protein of 70 amino acids. The record is from RefSeq and is a predicted model, not a curated record.
AUGUCAGCAGAUGCAAACAACAGGGCAAAGUUGAGAGGGGCGCUGGGUGGGAAAGACGAAAUUGUCAACGAUGCGCACGCGAUCUUUGAAAUGGAUACCUGGGCAACGAGUCUUAUUAGCCAAGGAUUGCGUCUUCCACGCGACACAAUCCCCUCCAAGUUCAAUGCUACAUGCAUCCUUGAUCUCGGUCGGGAGAGCUCCAGCAUGGGAUGA